GUUUCCCUUUGCUCCUUCGACGUUGCCCAACUUCUCGUGUCUCCACAUUCGUCCCACCGGCUCCCCAUGUGGCCGUCGCUGGCGGACUGGAGAUGCUGCACUAUGUAUUCCCACUGGCUCGCAAGUUUGCACUUAGCUCACACUCCUCGUUCAGCCUACCUUUUAGAAUCCCCGCCCGACUAAUGAUCACCGCCCAAGCCCGGCAGCUAACAACGACUAAACCCCCUUCACCGUGCGAGCGUACAGCACACGAUGAAACCCUUUUUCGCUUCACCCGCGGCCGAUUCCUCACUGACGAAGCGAGUGAAUUGGCCAAGCGACACAUCCGUUUUGACGUUGAUGAGCUCGCCCGCUUAGCGGUUCGGGCUGCAGAGGCUGCAAGUAAUGGGCCGCGAACGUGUAUCGGCACUGAGAAAAUGGCAGACGGGAUGCACAAUAAGGCUAUACGCUUCACAAUGGACAAUGGGUUCCAAGCGGUGGGCAAAGUGCCGAACCCGAAUGCUGGGCUUCCGCACCUAACCACUGCCUCGGAAGUCGCUACUAUGGACUUCAUGAGCAACGUCCUCGGUACGCCGGUCCCCAAAGUUCUCUCGUGGAGUUCUUCCACCGACAAUCCUGUGGCGGCGGAGUACAUCCUAAUGGAGAAUGCACGCGGCGUACCACCGAGUAACCUGUGGGACAAACUUGGCGUACCGGUUAAGUUCAAGGUGCUUGAAAAAAUCGCCUCCUACCAGAAUCUCUGGUCCCAGGUUUGCUUUUCGCAGUAUGGGAGUCUGUACUACCGAAGUGACCUCGACCAGUCAAGUCCCAACCUCCAGUACACGGAUAAGGUUGGGAAUCACGUCGUCGAUGAGAGGUUCACUGUUGGGCCUUCGGUGAGUCGGCAGAAUGUCGAUGAUGGCAGGGCAAAGUUGAAUUUUGACCGAGGCCCGUGGGAUACCGUAGACGCUUAUGAACGGGCAACUGGAGAGCGCGAAGCUUAUUGUAUCAGAAGUAUGGAGCAACUGCCACGAUCGCCCAUUGCUAUCCAUUAUUCGGGGACGUACCAGCCGUCGCGCGAGACAAAGCUUUUCGCCAUCGAGAGCUACCUCAAAGUGGUAACUUUCUUACUACCCGAGGACGAGGAGAUAUCUGCGUCCUGCAUCUGGCAUGAUGACUUGCAUGUCGAGAAUGUCUUUGUCAAUCCAGAGGAUCCAACAGAGAUAUACGCCUUCAUUGAUUGGCAAUCUACAGAACUCGCCCCCCUAUACAAUCACACCAUUGAACCGUAUAUCCUAGACUACAAUGGCCCACCACUCAAAGGCCUCCUCGACCGACCGAAGCUCGUCGAUGUCAAAGCGCUGUUCCAGGACGAACCCGACCAAGCAGUCGCAACCCGCAAAGCGGAGUCGUUAUUUACUAGCAUGUCUCUGCUCGCACUUUACAAAUAUCUCCUGCACAAAACGAUGCCCCGGUUGUUCAAGGCUCUCGAGUUCCGGCAGACAGCCUGCUUCGACCUACUUCUGUUCGCACGGAACCUUCUUGUCGACGGCGAGGCUACCUAUCUCGGACUCCUAGCCGAGCAGCAAGAGGAGAAUUGGGCUGGUGUCCCGAGGAUAUCGAGGACUGGAACAAAGGCACCGCUUACGUUCUCGGACGAUGUCCUCCGGAAGAUCAAACGUGAUAGCGCAGGCGCUUCGGCAGCAAUGGCGCUGAUGGGAGACGUGCAGCGCAUGAUCGGCAGCCAGUAUUUCCAGGCCCGGGGAUUGGUGAGCCACGCACAAUUCGUGGAGCUCGAGCGAAUCCUUCCCAAGGCGAGAGAUGACUUUGUGCGGGCGCAUGCGCGCAAUGAGAAAGAAGAGCUGGAGCUCUCUCGCGCGUGGCCGUUUGAUUUACCGGAUCGCAGCGCCCCAUGAAACGCAAUAGCAGCUUUGAACCACCGAGCUCAUUUCAAGUGACAAAAUUAGCCUCAGGUCACGGCAUUGGUGGGACCAGAGCUGCUCCUCCAAAUGCGGAUUAAACGAUACAACAAAUGGCUCGCACCGGGAUAAUGGUGAGAAGGUUGCCAAAGAUGGCGAGGAGUAUAAGCGGUUCAAGUAGCGAAUUAAUAAGAACGCGGGAAACAUGUUACUAAAAGAGUUGGUAAACAAAGAUUCCCAUAAAGUAUAGACUAAAGCGGAUCUUCUACGUACUUUGGAUGUGCCAACCGCGAAAGAGGCAGUUGAGCAGUUGUUUGAAGAGCUAAAGAAAAGCAUAAAGGAGUAUGGUACAGGGAUAUUCUUCUGAUGGUGUGAAUAGUCAGCUGUGGAGAUGGAAACGCUUGGUAUUUCCUAUCUCAAGGGAAGACCAAGCAGGAAGAUCAUGGAUACAGGGGAGGGAAGACCUGUUCCGCAACUUCCGCCACCCUGGCUCACUCAUCCAACUUCAGGAAUUUCCGAAUCCUCCCAAGAAGUCUCCAGCUGGAGUGUCAGAAAGUUCAUCAUCAACCCAGUCAGGGCAGUUUCCCCCCUCAAAGUCAAUUAGGCACGCGUCGCCAUCCU
Molecule: messenger RNA, 2519 nt
Organism: Aspergillus calidoustus
Lineage: Eukaryota; Fungi; Ascomycota; Eurotiomycetes; Eurotiales; Aspergillaceae
Source: the annotation of a GenBank genome assembly